Molecule: messenger RNA, 500 nt
Organism: Anopheles cruzii
Lineage: Eukaryota; Metazoa; Arthropoda; Insecta; Diptera; Culicidae
Product: homeotic protein distal-less-like
Exons: 4
Biological process (GO): regulation of transcription by RNA polymerase II
Molecular function (GO): DNA-binding transcription factor activity, RNA polymerase II-specific; RNA polymerase II cis-regulatory region sequence-specific DNA binding
Source: RefSeq, a predicted model, not a curated record
GUGAAGAUCUGGUUUCAAAAUCGACGAUCGAAGUACAAGAAGAUGAUGAAGGCGGCCCAGGCACCGGGCGUCGGUGGAGGACUUCCAUUGGGUGGACCGAACCAGGGCGGCCACAGUCCGUCGCAGCAUCAGAACAUGCACCAAGCACCCGGUGGCGGUUCGAGCAGUGGUUCACCUUCGCAUUUCCUACCUCCCGGACACAGUCCAACGCCCUCGAGUACGCCCGUCUCGGAGCUGUCCCCUGGUUUGAGUCCGCCCUCGCAAGCACCCUGGGAGCAGAAGCCACCGCCGCACUGGGCCGACCACAAGCCCCCGCAGAUGGCACCGCAAACCAACCACGCACCUCCGCAGCCGACGCACGCACCGCAGAUGGGCGGCUACGUACCUCAGUACUGGUAUCAGCCGGAAACGAACCCGUCACUGUUAACUGUGUGGCCCGCGGUUUAACAACACGAGAAUGUAAAUUAUAAUUUUAACUAUUCCUAGUGCUUAAGCCAGAG